Rhea pennata is the source of this 3019-nucleotide messenger RNA. RefSeq names its product claudin-19-like. The transcript is spliced from 7 exons. The record is from RefSeq and is a predicted model, not a curated record. Lineage: Eukaryota; Metazoa; Chordata; Aves; Rheiformes; Rheidae. Gene Ontology annotation, biological process: bicellular tight junction assembly; cell adhesion. Gene Ontology annotation, cellular component: bicellular tight junction; plasma membrane. Gene Ontology annotation, molecular function: structural molecule activity. Bases 1230 to 1907 code for a protein of 225 amino acids.
UCCUCCCGUCCUGGUCCCCGGUGUUAGGGGGUUUUGGGGAGGGGGGAGGCGCCGGGGCGGAUUUGGCGUUUCCUUUAUUCUUCUCCGAAAGUCUUGCUGCGCGGGUGGGAGUGGUCUUCAGGGGCCCCUUCCAGCCUCGGCUGUGCUGUAACGCGCUGUGCGAAGGGAAACAAGUGUGGACAUGUUCUGCCCUCUCAAGCGCGGGGGGUAGGGGCCUGGCGGCCCCCCGGCUUGCGCAGGGGGUUACUGCCUGGCCUCACGUACAGCGCCUCGGGUUAAGUCUGUGCUUUAUCUCUUUCUAAUUGCACCGGUGGUGCUGGGUCAGCCUCGGGAUUUGUUUGAAUUAAGCACAGCUUAGCAGAUUUGGGGGUGUAUAAAAACGCAGAAAUAUUUAUAGAAAUUAAAGCAGUGUUGUCCUCAAUAUGCUACUUCUGUUUUUCCAUAUAACAAAAUGAAAAAGAAAUAGGUUUAAUUUAACGGUUUAGAUUUUUUUUUAAUCACUCAUUUUAGCUUCCAGAUACUUGAAAGCUUUCCAGAGACCUUAUCAGGAGUGAUUUGAUUAUUUAAGCGACUGAAAUGUUUUUCUUUAUUAACCCUUCCCAUCUUGCAUGCAGGCCAUGUACGUUUUGGCUGUGGUGUUUUUAACAUUAGGACACAUCCAUUCCUUCUUGUACCCUUGUUCUUAGCACAUCACAGCUCUUAGGUGUAUAUGGCCUGUGCAUACAAUUGCAGGGAGAUGGGGCUCUGGAUUGUUGGGGUCUUUUGUUGUUGUUUUUUUUAAUUAUUAUAAUUGUUUUACAGUCAAACUUGUUUGGACAGUCCCAAAGCCAAUUUAUUAUCAGUUUGGCCAUGAGCUUUGUUCUACAGACAGGGCAAACAUAAAAUCAAGCCCUGAAGAGGACAGUGUAUGUGGUACCAGGUGAAGGAAAAAGUUUUUGGAAACUUCUCUUUUACAGAUGGUUGCUAUUAGCUGCACUCUUAUCCUCUCAAAGCAACACAUUUCACUGGCAUUGUUCUUAUCAUUAAAACUACAGGAGGAGUAGGAAAUCAGCACCACCAUCUGGUGGGGACCAGCAGAUUUGAUAUAUGCCCUACACAUGGUGAUGGUGUACCACAGACAGCUCAGUCGUCUUAUUGUUAGGAGUGAACUGGGAUUGCAUGCACCACAAUAAGUUUUUAACAUCAGAAAUCUUGGGAGGCUUCUUUGGAAGCUAACUUCUGUGGGAAGAAUGGCAUCAUCUUCAUCACAAAUUUGCGCGUUGCUGCUGGCUUUAGCAGGAUUCACCAUAGUGCUUGUUACUACCAUGUCCAACAGAUGGACAGUUUCCAGCAUCAGAACCACGUUAGUUCCUUCGGACUGGAUUUCGGAAGGUCUCUGGAUGGAGUGUGUGGUUGCCACUUUGGGAACAGUGCAAUGCAAGAAAUUUUUCUACUUGUUGAGUUCAGACAUGCAUAUUCAGGCAUGCCGUGCCCUGAUGAUAAUUUCCAUCCUUUUGGGAUUCAUAGCUGCAGUGCUCUCGCUGAUUGGUUUAAAGUGCAUACAUAUUGGAUUGAGUAAUGAAGACAGAAAAGUGAAGUUUGCUGUCACAGGAGGAUUUAUCUUUAUUUUAGGAGGUCUCUGUUCCAUGGUGGCUGUUUCUUGGUAUGCUGCAAUGGUUAUGGCUCAGUUCUUUGACCCGUUGUAUGCUGGAACCAAGUAUGAACUAGGAGAUGCUUUGUACUUAGGCUGGGCUGGAUCUGUUCUUUAUAUGCUUGGUGGGAUCUUCCUGACCUGUUCAUGCAAAGGGAAGAAAAGAGAGAAACACAGUGGCAGCAAAUAUGGCUAUUCCAUGGGCCAGGCAAUUCCUCAGCAGCACAUUUACACUAAAAACUCUGAGGCAGUCACAAGCACCAAGGAGUACGUCUAACCUUACCUUUUUUUUUGCAUUACUUGCAAUGUUAGUGGUUUAUGAACUCAAGUAAGAAAGUGACCUGGUUCCAAGCUGCAAGCUUUCAUCUUAAUUUGGAGGUGAUACACAUUUUAAUACCUCCUUCUGGGAAUGGGUUUAAAAUGGAAAUAGGCUUCUACAGAAAAUGCUGUGCUGUGAAAUCCUGUGGCAUGAAGAUUUUUUUUUUUCUGCAUGCUAAGAAGCCUGGUAAAAUUCAACUACAGUGUCUGGUAUAUCCUGACAAAUCAAGAGCAAUGGUUUUAUAUUUCGGGUGACUCAGAAGCAUGGAACUGAUAUGAUGUAGCUGACUGCAAGUUAAUAGAGCUCACUGUUAGCAAUGAUAUAUUGUAUUUUCAUUAAUAGUUCACUUCCCAUUUUUGUUUAGCUGCUUCAGCUUUUGAUAGUAAAUAAGCCGUAUUCCACUGACUGACUGAAAUAGGUUUUUUUUGGUGAGUGGUAUCAUGGCCUUUGAUAAGGAUAUAGUAAAUAUACUCUGUGCUUGAAGGCUCAUGUUAUACUGAAAUUGUUAUGUAUGCUAGUCAAGAUGAUUUAUAAAAACUUAAAAAAAAAAAAAAAAAAAAUCCCUGAGAAACCACCACUCACCUCCAAACCUGCAGAACUGCAACAAAUUCCAUGUUGGAGGGAAUGAAGAUACCAAAGAUAAAUGGUAUAGAAGGUCCCAAACACAACUGGAAGUGGAGAAAGCCUCUGAUGAGCGUGCACCUUCAGAUAACUAGAAGAUAGCCCCAUUUUAAAAUUUUUAUUUCUGUAUUUUGAAAUUUAAAAAUAAUUCUACUUUGAUCAGUCUUUAACUUUGGAAGCUUCUGUUGCCCAUGAAUCAUCUAAUUCACGUAGCUGCGCGACGGCUCUGUUCCCCAGCGUUGCGCGGGCGUUCGGACGCGUGUCUGAGGCCGCCCUGCUGCUGGGGCCGGGUGUUGUGCACUGCGCCAGCCCUGCGACACCGAGGGUGAGCUGACGUCCCCGAACGCUCACGCUCCGAGCAGCGUGGAACGGGAUUUUACGCUGCACACGCGCAGCUUUCACGACUUGUCGCUUUUAAAUCACAAAUGUAUUAAAACAGUUCAACGAAA